UCAAGAGGUUCCAGUGCCAGUGGCCGGGCUGUGAGUGGCGCACAAACCACACGCAACAGCUGGAGAUCCAUCGGAUGCGCUCUCACGAGGGAAAGAAGCUAUACUUCAAACGCUAUAAGUCGAAGAACAACUCAAACCCCAACUCCGACUACGACUACAAGGGUGUGCUCAAGAAGUUUGGCUGCGAUUGGCCCGGAUGUGGGCGACGGUUCCGCUUCGAGAACAAUCUCCAGACACACAUCAAAGCCCAUCAACGAUCUACAGACGAUUCGGUUGAACCCAAAGCACCAAAAAAACCGGCCAAAAAAUAUAAACAAAAAUAUAAAUACCGGAUUCCGAAAGAGACCAAAGUUAACAAGAAGUAUCCGUGCGAAUGGCCCGGAUGUACGGCCAAUCCUAUGCCCAAAACUAUGCUGAAGCAACACAUGAACAGACAUAAGGGCGUUAAGCCGUUCGCUUGCGAUCACUGCGACAAAUGCUUCUCAUAUAGAAGUACUCUAAGAAGUCAUAUCCAAUCCAACCAUCAAUUGGCUGAAGAGACCAUCGAAAGGGAGUUCAAGUGUCCGUUUGGUGACUGCACCCGAUCUUUCAGUACAAAGAAAGGCAUCGACUUUCACAUUAAGAGAGCUCAUCAAAAUGAUAACGAAAGCAAUUUUAGCCAAACGCGUGACAGUUGUGAUAAUAGCUAUAAUAAUAGCGUUAUGACGAUUAGCGAAACGCCGAGUCCUCAAUAUAUGGGCGUUCAGUCAAAUGUGAUCCGUUUGGAGCGCAUUCAGGCCUUCAAUUCCAUGCGAAUCAACGGCCCGUACGAACGGUAUGAACACCAUUACGAGUCUAUGGGUUCGCCCGCCGGCCUCACCAAUCGCUCCACUCAUACAACUGCCGAGAAAUUGCUGACAAAUGCUCUGAGAGCUCAACGCGGCGUCAGAAUUGUGAGACCAACUCAACGACAAUCCAUCGAGACUUCGCCGCCGGUCAACACCGAGACUAUUAUCAAGGAGUUGCCCAUCGCUUGCACUCAUGAUCGCUGUUGGCGACGAUUCAAGUCAACGAAGGCUCUCGAAUACCAUCUCAAGAAGUUUCACCCGUAGUUGUGUUGAAUGACUUUUUCACUUUUAC
Molecule: messenger RNA, 1119 nt
Organism: Medioppia subpectinata
Lineage: Eukaryota; Metazoa; Arthropoda; Arachnida; Sarcoptiformes; Oppiidae
Source: the annotation of a GenBank genome assembly